Cucumis sativus (cucumber) is the source of this 1295-nucleotide messenger RNA. RefSeq lists its product as uncharacterized. The record is from RefSeq and is a predicted model, not a curated record. The transcript has 2 exons. The coding region runs from base 157 to 915 and encodes 252 amino acids. Lineage: Eukaryota; Viridiplantae; Streptophyta; Magnoliopsida; Cucurbitales; Cucurbitaceae.
UUCUAUAAAUAGCCUAAUUGGUAUGAAUGAAAGACCCAUCACACAAAAAGUGAACAGGAAAGAAAUGCCAACAAUUCUCCUCUAUCAAUAGUUACACAAACCCCUUCUCUAUCUCCUUCUUCAAAUUCUUCUGAAUUCAUCACUACAAUUCAAUUAAUGGAGGCUGAAUGCUCAUCUCUCACCUGGGAAUUCUCCACUCAUCAAGAAGAUGGAAUGGAAGAGCUUAGGCAUGCUCUUUUGUACACAACUUUGGAGCUUGAAACAACAAUCAUGUCAGCAAAGGAGGAGAUUUUGAGGAGAGAAUGUGAAAUUAUGAACUUGAGAGAUCUUUUGAACAGAGCCAUUAAAGAGAAAGAUGAAGUUGAAGCAAAAUGUGGGAAGUUGAUGUUUGAGAAUUUGUUUCUGCUUGAUCAACACAAAAUUCAAGAACAUGAACUCACUCCACAAAGUGAUAGUGACUCUAGUAAGAUCUUUGCUUGUUCUGAUUCUGAUGAUAAUAACACAAUUCAAUCUUCUCAGACUGACCUAAUUGUGGGAGACCCAUUGUUGUCAAAUGAACACCCACCAACUGUUUGGAAAAAUGCCUGUGAGAGUGAGAAGCCAUUGUUAUCUCAAGAACUCCCUCCAACUGAUUGGAAAAAUGCCUGUGAUAAGCCAUUGCCACAGAAAGGCAAGCUUCUGCAGGCUGUAAUUGAAGCUGGCCCUCUUCUCCAGAACCUUCUCCUUGCCGGGCCGCUGCCUCACUGGCAGCACCCUCCACCGCUCGUCGACUCGGGCGAUAUCCCGCCGGUGAUCAUUUCACCUCGCCCUUCACAACCCCUACCUCAAAGCUCACCCAUUGCCACUAGAAAGAGAAGCCAUUCAUUUCUGUCUGAUAUUUCUCAACAUCCUCUCAAGCAUCAAAAAGUGGUUUAGUAACAGUCUCAAUGACUCUAAUUCCUCAUUCUCUCUAAUUCUUUUCAAUGCCCUUCUACUUAAUUUAUUGUCAUCUUUUUUCUUUUUGCUGUGAUUGUGAGAUGUGUAAUUUGGAGUUUGUUCCAUUCUCUAUCAAAUCACAAUUACACCAAAAAAAAAAAAAAAAAUGUGGGUUGAAAAGAAGAAAAAUAAGGGGGAAAUUUCUCAUUCACUUUGAUCCAAGUACAAAGUACUUGAACAAAUUCUUUCGUGAUGCUGCAAAUGCCAUACAUUUGAAGAACAACUGUGGCUUUGUUUAUGGAUCAUUUUUCAGUUCUGUACCAUAUAACUUUUUAUUACUAAUGAAAAUCAAAACUUUUGCUGCUGAAUGUUGAGGUUAA